Molecule: messenger RNA, 7527 nt
Organism: Pipra filicauda (Wire-tailed manakin)
Lineage: Eukaryota; Metazoa; Chordata; Aves; Passeriformes; Pipridae
Gene: IQCB1
Product: IQ motif containing B1
Exons: 14
Coding region: 451-2313 (620 amino acids)
Biological process (GO): cilium assembly
Cellular component (GO): cilium
Molecular function (GO): calmodulin binding
Source: RefSeq, a predicted model, not a curated record
UGCGGAGGGUCUUCUCGGAGCGCCUGAGGGGGCCCCGCGGUGCGGGGGUUCGCGGCACCGGCGCCGCCGCUCCCGGGGGCCGUGGGGGCUCCAGGGUGACGCCGGUGGGAGAGGGCACCGCUCCCUCGCCCCCUCCCCCGGCCGAGGCUGAGGCGCGACCGCUGCCGCUGCCCGCACCGCGGGGCCGCGCUCGGGCCGCCCGGCCGGAGCCCCGCGCUGCCGGCAGAGCCGGUCCGGCCGCCCGCGGCCUGGGGAGGCAGCGCGGUCGGGGCUCCCUCCAUGUUUGUUUCCUUUCCCAGGGGGAGACGGGCGGCCCGAGGCUUCCAGCCGGUGGUGCAGGAGCUGGAGGUGGGAUGGAGGUAGUGGCGUAAGGACCCCGCGCCUGCACCGCCACAAUUAGGGAGGAAAGAGGCUGGAAUCGCUGGUGGUGUGCGCCUGUGGCUGCUCCCCAUGGCAGCUGCGGACCCCCAGGUUCUGGCCUUGGCUGCUCAGGUCACUGAGAGCGGGGAACAGGACAUCCCCCUGCUGCUGCUGAAGUUAAAGGGAGUUUUAAGUAGCCCUUCCUUGGGAUGUGAAGAAUCAAAAAAAAUUAAGCAAGAUAUAUAUGAUUAUGGUCUUACUCAGUACUGCUUGCUGGUCCUUAGGCAAGACCACUCUCGACUGCGGGGAGGCUGGGCCACUGCUGCCCAGCUAGCAGAGAUACUAAGUCAUUGUUGUGUAGGACUAGAGAUGAAAGAAGAUCCUGAGGAAUUUUACGAGAAGUUUCUUCCUUCAGCCAUAGACAACCUGCUGGUCUUGGGAAAACGCUUGCAGGCGAGAUUUAUCCGAGCAAUCAAGGAUAAAGAAAAACAAGAUUUUUUACACUGGUUCCAAACAGUAACCAAUGCCAUCUGCUGGCUGUUCGAUGGGCAUAUUCAACUAGCAGCAUGUGUACUGCAAAAUGAUUGCUUCCUGCAGUUGUUAAUAACAGAUGAUGUUGAAACAGCAAUUAUAAUGAUGUCUGUUUUAGACAAUAUUUUGAGGAUCAAUAGUUCUGUCUUCCUUCAAGUUGAUAAAGCGACCCUUCACUCUGUUUUGGACGAACUUGUUUAUAAGCUUUCAUCUACCACCAAUCCUGCUGUUGGAAGUGCUGCCACAAAACUGCUGUUGGUGGUGGCAAAACUGAGCAAACAGCUUGUGCAGUUACUCACAGCUCGCUACAAAGGCAGUACCAGCCAGGAAGAUUUCUGGACCAGAUGGGCAGCUUUACUACCCUUUUGCUUGAGAGGAUUAAAAGGGCUUUUAAAUAAACAGUGGACUGGCAAAGGAUUUGACAGGGAGCUCAAUCAGCUGUUGGACGUGCUAUAUUUGGAACAAUUCAGUGGAAAAGGAGAAAUGCAGACUGUUUUAUUUCAGAAGCAGCAUCAAGCAGCAUGUAUAAUCCAGGCUACGUGGAGGGGAUUUCAGACAAGGAGAAGGCUGAAAAAGCUACUCCAAGCAGUGACCACAUUACAGAGAAGCUUCAGAGCUAAACGGGAACAGGAGCUGCAACACUUAGCAAAACAGAAGGAAGAUGAGGCUCUAAAACUGCAAAUGCAACUUCAGAGACAGAGAGCCAUGAGACUCUUCCAUGAACGACAGCUGGCCUUACUGGAAAGAGUCCAUGCCAGUCAGGUAAAUAAAUACAUGGAGGAAAUGGAGGAUAAAUCAGCAUUAACUAUCCAGAGAUUCUGGCGAGGGUAUAGAGCAAGAAGAAUUUUUCAUCAACAGAAACAAUCUCUUAAGGAGUAUAAAGCAGCUGUCAUUAUUCAGAGAACAGCUUGUAAAUUCUUGGAAAAACGAAGAAGGAGGAGACCUCUCUCUCCUUGGAAAGAACCCAAGGGACUGACUGAUGAGCAGAGACUAGCUUUGCAGCAGAAGGUGGAUGACUACAUCAAAUUGCAUCCGGCUUCCCAAAUGUCAGAAGAAAUGAGUAAAGAAUUACAUAUGCGGGCUCAGGAAAAGCUGGCACAGUUCCUGUUGAGGAGCAGGCUGGAUCAGAGAGCAGCGCAGAGGAGAGAAACAUUACUGGCUCAGGUCAACACUGAUGUGGAGCUGCUAAUGAAUGCUCCAGGGUUAGCAGAGACCACAGAAAAAGACAUUGGUGUCUUUGUGAGUCGAUCAGUCCCUGUAGCUACCAAGGCAAGACAAUCCCACAACACUAUGCUGAAAUACACUCGCUGGCCAUGGUGGAAAAAGCUUGGAGAUGAGUUUAUGGAGGAUGAUGUAAUUCCUGACGAGGCCCUAAAUACAGAACUGGAAACUCUCUUUAUUGGUGGUAGAAAAUCUUUAUAGGUAACAAGCUGAAGAAUUCCAUAUUCAACCAGACUCAUACCUUGUACUAUGCACUUACUUUUGUGUGUUUUUAAGGAAGGAAAACAUUUGAAAAAGACUGAAAAAUACCAAAACCUCAUUUUAGAGUAUUUUACUUAUCUUGGAAAGAAUCCCUUCCUGUACAUCAACAGUUGGAUCCUAUUGAUCUUGUUGCAAAUAGGAUUUAAAUACUGUAGUUGUAAAUGUAGUUGUAAAUAUUUUGUAAUUUGUAUCACUUUAAAGGUAAGUUUAUAAACUUUGUCUUUUCAGUUCUUAUUCACACUGGGAUGCAUAAAAAAUCAGGACAUUGGAAAAGCCUUGGCUUUUAUAGCAAAACAUUUUUAUCAAGUCACGUGCUUUGAAAUAAAGAUGGGUUCAGAACAAAACAAGCCACCAAUACAAAAUCAAACAAGCACGAGGUAGACUGGGUGCUUUCUCUGUAUUCCUCCCAGGCUACCUGUCCUUGCUUCCACCUUCUGUAAGCUCCCUUUUGUUUGAGUUUGUGCAGGAGUUUCAUUUUUAUCCAUGAAGGCCUCCUGGAGUUUUUUGUCUGACUUCCUUUUUGUUGGGAUGCGUUGCUCCUGAGCUUGGAGACGAAGGUGAUCCUUGAAUAUUAACCAGCUUUCUUGGGCUCAUCUUCCCUCCAGGGCUUUAUUCCAUGGUACUCUACCAAGCAGGUCACUCAAGAGGUCAGUCCCCUUGCCAGCCUUAGGAUCUUGAAAUCCACCAUUUCAUGGUCACUGCAGCCAAGGCUGCCCAUGAGAUCCAUUCCUUACCAGCCCCUCCUUGUUGGUGAGAAGAAGCUACAGCACUACACCUCUCCUUGUUGUCUCCUCUAUCUCUUGGAGAAGGAAGUUAUCAUUAAUGCAUUCAGGAACCUCCUGGAUUGCUUGUCCCCUGCUGUGUUGUCCCUCUAACAGGUAUUGAGGUGGUUUAAGCACCCCAUGAGGACCAGGGCUUGUGAAUGUGAGGCUGUUCCUAUCUGUCUGGUUUUCCUCUUGGGGCAGCCUGUAGCAGACCACCACUGUAAUGUCCCUGCCCUCCCUUUAAUCCUGACCCAUAAACUCUGUAAGCUCCUCUUCCAUCUCCAGAGCUCCAUGCACUCCAGCUGGUCAUUGACAUAGAAGGCAACAACUCCACCUUGUCUCCCAUGCCUGUCCUUCCCAGGGAGCCUGUAUCCUUCCAUUCCAAGAGUCCAGUCAGAGAAGCCAUCCCUCCCUUCUCUGUGGUGUCAAUAAGAUCACAGCCCUGCAGGUGUGUAUAUUGCUAUAUGUAUAUCUCUAACUCCUCUUGUUUAUUCCCCAUGCUGUGUGCAUUUGCACGGGGGCAUUCCAGUUGGAUCCCUGAUGAGACCAACUUCCUGGCUGGAGUGGCUGCAAUUUCUUUAUGCUGCUCUUCAGGUGCUCUUCUGCCCACUUGUGAUCCCUCUCCAGACUCUAGGCUUCUCUUGCUGGCUCUGACAUCAAGCUGGGAUGGAUGGAGGUUCCUCUCCCCUGGCAACUGUAGUUUAAAGCCCUCUUCACCAGCUGGGCAAGCCCAUGACUGAAGAUGCUCUCCAGAUGGACCCAUGAGCCCUCAGCAGCCCAUGUUCCUUGGGGCUCACAGGUCACCAGCGCUCCCUUGGGCUGCCUUUUUCCUUUAAAAGCCUGCAGUUCUUCUCACAGCCAAUGCAGUGUACGGGAGCAUGGGCACAGUCCAAACUCUUACGUGGGAUUGUAGCCUCGGUGUGACCAUCUGGCUCUGUCUUAAACCGUGAAGAAGUUGUUUAAUCCAGAAAGGUCUCCAGCCCAGGGCCUCUGCAGUCACUGUGGCCCAGAAGACAGUAAACACCUCCAGUAGGAUCCUGCCUAUGGGUGUGCCCAGAACAAGAACUCGAGGCUGCACUAGUGCCACAGGAGCCUGCACUAUUUUUCUGGUAAAAGGCACAGAGAUUCUUAAAAAUUAGAUCUUACCUCACUGCAGAGGAGGAAAAAGUGCAGUGAUUUCUGCUGGUUUUAUGUGGGCAGCAAUAUUGUUUCAGCAUGUUUGUUUUCCAUUCUCUCUAGAUGGCUUUGAGUUUUAAUUUCAGUGGAGAUGAAUGGAAAACAAAUAAAUAGAAAUAGUGGGCAGAAGCCCAAGCCCGUUCAGUUGCAGCUGAUACGUUGAAAUUAAUAACUGGACAGCUGCCAGGAGGAAGAGCUGGGCUCUGUUAAUUUUUUGAAAAGAACUGUGAUUUGGAAUGCACUUGAAUUGGCUUGUGAUUCCUUUCUUGGAGAGUUAAAUGGUGGAACAAUCCAUUAGGUGUUUGCUAGGGCACUCGCAUGUGUCUGUUGAGUUACAUUUUGUUCUGCACAACUCUGUUGUUAGUUUUAAGCCGUGCCCAUAACAGGACAGGUGCCCUACAACCACAGGGCAGUCACCAAGCACUCCAGGGGAUGGAAACUGUCCCCCAGCAGCUUCCAAGCUCUGACACUGGAAAAGGCCCAGCAUCUCUGGAUGGAUGCACUGCAGCAGGCCAGCUUUUCCCUCCUAAAUACCUGAGUCCUCUGUAUACAUCACUGUCCCCUCUGCCCCAAACUGUUUUGACAGAGCAGCCGCUGCUAUUCUGUUUAUUCCUGAUCACCUCCUUAGAGCAGGGAGAUGGUCGCCAAGGGGCUUUGCUGAAUGUAUCUUAAAAAAAGACCUGACCCCCCAUGGCCAGUGUUAAAUACAAAGUGAAUUAGAGAGCCAUCUUACCAAAAAGACAUUUAUUGUAAUGGCCUCUGCCACUCACUGCCAUUGGAGUGGAUAAUGAAGUCCCAUUUUAGAAUGUGCAGUUUGCUAGAUAAUGAGGGGUUUUAAGUGAACAGAGAGCCUAGUAGAAGGUGCUAUCUUGCUGAAGGAAAUAAAGUUGCUGAUCCAGCAGUCCAAACUCCUCUGCCCCACCACGGCCCUGACAAAAAUGCCUUGUUUUACUUUGUGCUUGCCACCAGGAUAUUGCAGUCACCUUCAUUUUACAGACCAGGGAAACAGAGUCACAAGAGCCAUGAGGGAACGUGCCUAUGGCCAUAUGUAACUGUAUAACCUGUCACUUGUUCCUGUUACUGUUCCAGGCAGAACAAGCCAGGACAGAGCCACUACAUGCUGAGGCAGAGCUGGGAGAUGUUCUCAAAUGCCAGUUGCUGUGGCCAGCUUGGAGCCUGAGCCCAGCAAAAGAGAUCUCCAGGCUCCCUUGCUGGGAGGAAUUAGGCAUAGCUUGAUUCAUGCUCUUUUCAAGUCCUGCACCACAUGCACCAUAGGCAGGACAUAUUGCUAGCAUUUUAUUUCACUGCAGCUCUUUCUGGAAUAAAAUACUCCUGCCUGAAUAACAGGAACAGGUAUAGACAGCUGAACAGAAGCCAUCUCCAGCUUGCUAUGAGGUGAACAAUCCUCUCUGGGUUAUACAGUCACCCAAAAAAAAAAAAAAAGACUGUAGGAGAGACUGUGAACUGAGAUGGGACCAGUCCUGCUCCCACUUCCCUGUGUGCCACAGGCAUGCCCAGAAAAUUUGGAGCUGUUACUUGGACAUAAACAUGCAGCACAGGUGGUCAAGCCAAGUAGGAAAAAGGGGCAGAGUUCGGUUGUGCCCAGCAGGUCUGGGCUGUGCCCCUGUGGGUAGUGAGCAGGCCUUCCCCAGUAGGCUGAAGACAGACCCUGGUCACCCAGGGGAAGUGUGGGAGUGCCCUCCACACCAGUGGAGUGACACACCUGGGGGCACCUGUGAUGAGGGAAGGGGCAGAGGUGGAGCUGGAGCUGCUCAGGCAGUGUUGCUCAGGUCCGUAAAUACUGAUGGCUGUCUCAGCUGGCCUGUGGGGGCGAUUCAGCUGAAUUGCAGGUUUCUGUUGCUGUGAUAAAUUGGACCAAUUUGUCAUGUGGGUUUGUUUCUUCCCUCCCUUAAGUAAAGCUAUACAGGAGUGUUAUUGCUACAGCUUCAGCAGCAGCAGACAAUCUGGAAAACAAAAUCCUCUGGUGGAUAUGGAUAAAAUGGAAGGGACAGUGACUCUUCUUCUGCCAAAGGUGCCACCAAAGUCAUGGAGCUGGAAGAAGGCAGCAAAGGAACAAAACAAACGAAGAAUUACUCAGCCCUUUCAGAGAGAGAGACAAGGCGGUAUCCUCUGCUGGCUCCUGAAAUUGAGGAAAAUUCCUGUUUAUGCAGACAGGGUUUUUUUUCAGCUGUAGCUGUAACUGGACUCUGCAAACAACAGGAUGCUCAUCUCCAGCAGAGACACAGGCAUGCGCUCAGGACUGUGCUGCUGAGUCCAAGGGCGUCUCCUGGCCUUUCAGACUGGCUGUAAUAGGAGCUCUGAGCUGAGGACAGGAGAUAACCCUGAUGCUAUUUCACCCCUUGCCUCUGAGCCUUCUACGGCCGAGUUCCAUGCGAGCAGAAUCCGGUACAAACAUCUGCUCUCCACUGCAGAGUAUCACGUAUAUCGAGUACAGGGAGGAACAAAAGCUUUCUCCAAGUAGCGGAAUCAGGGCUAUUUAUAAAUUAUCCUUCAUCAUAAAAGGAGGCAGCCCUUUGCAGGGGGAGCUGCAAAGACCAUUGCAAAACAGGCCUCCAAGUUCUCCUUAUCAUCCUUCUUUACAGCACAAUAGCAGCAGGUCAUCCUCUAGGCAUCCUUGUGUACAGUGAAGAACCCUUUAAUAGAUUGUUUACUACAUGAGUGAUAUAAGGGUCCAGAUUGACCAAGGGGAACUGAAGGACAGGUGUCUCCCAUCCCCUCUUGCCUGCUCUCCCUGAAGGUAGGGCUGGGUUUACUCCAGGUGCUGUCUUGGGACAGAAUGACAAAGUCUGGCAGGUGAGGACCAAGGUCAGGACACCGCAGCUCUGGCAAUUUUUCCCAGUUGUGCUGGAGAACUCCUCUGUGACCUUGAGCACAUAUUGUUUCUGUCUUCUCUCAGAUGAGGCUUACUGUUGCAUUUGUAAUUUAAGAGCCUUCAGUAGAGGAUGCUGUGAGACCAGUGCCACUGAAAUCCCAUUCUACUAAACUGAAAUUGGAGUUUGACAGGCCCUGGAAAGAAAAAAUAUUUGUACAAUCAGAUGUUGAGCGCACAGAAAGAGCUCAAGGUUGCCAUGCUAUUAAUUUCUCUCCACAUUCAACUUUUCUCUGCAGAAUUUAGUUCUUCUCUAAUUACAUCCUCAAACAGAAGCAAUGUUAUUACCUGUGCUGGAUCUCUUAAUAAAACCUAUGAAUACAA